Messenger RNA from Volvox carteri f. nagariensis, 2679 nucleotides. RefSeq lists its product as uncharacterized. The transcript is spliced from 6 exons. Bases 1 to 2679 code for a protein of 892 amino acids. The record is from RefSeq and is a predicted model, not a curated record. NCBI's taxonomy places the organism in Eukaryota, Viridiplantae, Chlorophyta, Chlorophyceae, Chlamydomonadales, Volvocaceae.
AUGUUCUCUUCGUACAAGGGAGUUUGGCUAGUGCAACGACGGCCAAGCUGUGCAGCCCGUUACAUAAGAAAAGUAAGGACUUCUCUUUCUCCUUACCAGAAUAUCAAGGAUGCAAGCACGGCGAGGAGCACAGAGCGUGCAGCCCUCAACGAACAUCAAACCGCCACUCCGCAAUCGGCAGCGGCACAACAACGUCCUGCGCCUUCAGUCUUAUUGCCUCUAACCACAGCGCUUGCAAAGCUUCAACACGAUACGAGGCAGCUUAUAGGCUGGGAGCUCCGCUUGCUCCCAUCCGCAAACAAUGCCGUCAAUUGCGCAACGUGCCGUCGAGGUCGCCGCUACAAAGGCUCUUUGGCAGCAGCCAAGGACGCGAUCCAUGGUAGCAGCAAUGCGUAUGGCAGCUUGGGACGGAGCUUGGGCCAUGUCGUUGAGGUGAUAACGCCGGCAGCGGAGAUGGCGCUCCCUAACAUAGAGCCAGGGCUCCCUUUGGCAGUCCGGCGCAGUGGCCCCGACAAUGCAGCAGCCCGCGCAGCCGCUACCGCCGCAGCUACAGCCCCUACAGCGAUGCCCAAGCCGGCCGCUCCCGUGGCCGCUCCUUUUGCUACAGCCACCGCCGCCACGGCAGCCACAGAAGGUGGUGACAGCGAUAACGGUCGCAACGACCACGGCGUGGCCGAGCGGCAGGGUAUAUUGUUGCGCACAGUACGACACACUAUCGUACAACAGUACGACUUUGCCGGCAACGAGGAGUACGUCGUACGUCUGGAUCCAGACGUACUGCCGUACGCUGACAUAGCCAAUCGUACAUUGAUCAUGGCGUCAGCGACCGCCGCCAGCACAGUGGCCCCCCUAGGGUUUGUGUCGGUAGCCGAACGCGCACACGGCCCUCUGCCCCCCCGGCCCCAGGUAGCUCUCCAACUCGGCCUCCGCAGCACACGGCGGCCCCGGGGCUACUGGUCGGGUCCGGACAGUUGGGAACGGUUGGGGGAGGAGUUGGCGGGUUUCGUGGCGGCGGGCUGGGUGGAGCUACCCCACCCGGAAUACCCGGGGAAGACGUACUGGUAUAACCAGCUUCUGCCCGGCAGUUGCUCCUCCUUAGGGCGGCGACCAGAUUCCGCCUCUCCGUCCUCGUCGGGAGCGACCCAUGGGUCGGCUGGGCGUCGCGGCGCUGAGCAGCACCAUCAUCAUCAUCAUCAUCAGCAGCAGCAGGGAAAUGACCAUGACGAGGACGUCGAGGGAUGCGUUGUUGGUGUUGGCGGCGGUGGCGGCGGCGGUGUUGGCGGCGGCGGUGGCGGUGUACGGUGGCUGGUGGCGGAGGCGGCUGCGGACCGAGUGAUGCCCUCACGGAGCUUGGUGAUACAAGGUGUUGGAGAGUGUUGUGGGGAGUGUUGCAGGGGAGCUCGGCGGUUGGAUCUCCACAACGCAAUCGAGUAUCACGGGGGUUAUCUGCACGUCGCGUCCCGGCUGGGACGUCGAAUAACAUGGGCACCGUCGAAACACCUGUACGACAGUACGGCGGCGAUACGGCGGAAGCUAUUCGCUGUCGCCAAGGAGCUGCAGCUAUCGCCAGGUGUGCUGCCCACAUCACGUGAGUUACGACAGGGAGGGUACGGCACAUUGCUGAAUGCCGUACGCCGACACGAGGAGCUCCGGAACCUGCUGGGCAUCCGUACACGCCCGGGUAGCAGCCGCCGCCGGCCACGCGGCCAAUGGGAUGACCUGGGUGCCUUGGCGGCGGAGCUGAACCAGUUCGCAGCGGCAGCGACGCUUGCCGUACAGAGCAGCAACCUUGUCGUACCACGUUCUCAAGAUCCGGCGGUUGGGAUGCGACAAGACGGCAUCGGCAGCAGCAGCAGCAGCGGCGGCGGCGGCGGCGGCGGCGAUGUACCGGUUAUGGAUGCUAUCGACGCCACGGCGGCUGGCGGCGGCCGAGGGGACGCGGCGGCGGCGUCGGCGGCCAGCUCCCGAAUCGGAGAGGGACGAGACGGCGGCGGGACGGACGGCACGCAACCUGACAGCCUAACAGCCGCCACUGACGUGUGCGAACAGGCGGCCGAGGCGGAUCUCGCGGUGGGUGGUGUUGGUGGUGAUCCGGGAAAGAGGAGAGGAGCCACGGCUGGAGCGGCGUCCUCCGCCGGCGUCGCCGCUGGUACGACACCGCUUCGAAGCCGUCGGGGCCGUCCUAGGAAGUCAGCGACGGCGGCGACGCCAGCGCCACUGCCGUCGCAGCGGCACCAUCACCAUCACCUGGGAUUCGCGGCUGCGGCCGGUGGCGCAGCUGACACUCUGGCGGCGCCGCCGCCGACACCGCCGCCACGGAUGCCGCGCCUUAGUGAGCUACGGGCUGCGGGACGGCACGACCUGGUGUAUGCCCUAUCCGUACGGCACGCCGAUGUAUCUGUACGGCAGCAGCUGGCGGAGCUGGCGGGACUUGAGCUACGGGCGGAUCGGCGUGGCAGCAACCGUAAUGCACUGAGCUUCGAUGCCGUGGUUGAGGCAAUACAGGAGCGAUGCCACACCCCCAAGGCCAUCGGAGAGCACCUCCUUCGGCUCCAAGGAGUGGAAAUAUCCCGACAGCAUCUGACCACGUACCUGACCAGAGCAGUGGCGCAGGGCAAGCUGGUGAAGCUGUCGUACGGCAAGUACGGCUUGGGGCCCCGCUUCGUGCUGCAGACGUGA